Molecule: messenger RNA, 4824 nt
Organism: Psammomys obesus (fat sand rat)
Lineage: Eukaryota; Metazoa; Chordata; Mammalia; Rodentia; Muridae
Gene: Kif14
Product: kinesin family member 14
Exons: 29
Coding region: 1-4824 (1607 amino acids)
Biological process (GO): microtubule-based movement; regulation of protein localization
Cellular component (GO): adherens junction
Molecular function (GO): ATP binding; microtubule binding; microtubule motor activity
Source: RefSeq, a predicted model, not a curated record
AUGUCGGUACACACGUUGCAUAAUAGACACAACAGUGGCAGCCUGGAAGUUUCUUCUUCCCAGAAGGCUUCAUCGUCGAGUGGCCUCACCCACAGCAGACAACUUAAACAGCCCUUGAAGUCAAAUACGUCAGAGUGUGAAAGUCAUGACCCAUCACUGAGUGCAGGAGACAAAGCCAGAGACAUAAAUAGCACUUAUGUUAUCUCUGCCUGUAAAAAAGCAAAAGAGAUCCCCGUUACCCCAGACCCCAAUAGACUGACCCUUCAGAGAAGGGCUACUUGGAACAAAGAAUCAUCUUUACUUGGUAAUGAGUUGGGAAACAUUGCUAGAAAAACAGCAGAGGCAAGUCUUAGGUUACAACGUUGUCACACUAAAACGGAUCUUGUGGAAAAGCGGGAAACGUCGAAUACUGUGGGAGUUAGCGCAGAAAAUAACUGUGAGUCACAGGAAACGAGGGCAGAGGCAAAGCCUGUAAACCCUGCAGUUUCUGUGAAAGACUCAGGUGACGCUGGAGUAAUGGUUUCCGCCUUCACCACCUCAAGUGAAAACAGGACAGUUAAGAACCCAAGCAGUAGAGCACUUGUUGGUUCCCAGUGUCAGGCUGAAGCUGUGAGGUCAGAACUCUUAGCGGUGAAACCGAUGGAGAGCAAGCUGGACAUCAAAGUGUCAGGAGCAGGAACCUCACACCACGGAAAUGCUGGGAAGGACGUUACAAAAAAUGUCAAUAAGUUUGGAAGCUUAGAAACAAAGACCCCCGUGAAAUGUGUUCCAGAACACAGAUGGACACCAAGGCAUGAGCUGCCUCCACCCAAAAGCCCAGCUAUAUCAACACUGAAAACCAGGAUAGCAAGCCCUCAGAGCAAACCACGGCCAAAAAGUUCUCUUCUGGCAAAUAAAAGGGAAAGAUCACAAGAAAGUACACUUCCUCCAGAAGACAAAACCACAGUUCAGAAUACCUUUGCAGAAACAGACUCCUUAAAAGUAGAAAACAGUCAAGUGACCGUGGCUGUCCGCGUAAGGCCUUUUAGCAAAAGAGAGAAGAUUGAGAAAGCAUGCCAAGUUGUCUUCACCAACGGUGAGGAAAUAACCGUGGAACAUCCCGAGAUGAAGCAAGUUUACAGUUUUAUUUACGACGUUUCGUUUUGGUCUUUUGAUGAAUGUCACCCUGACUAUGCUAGCCAGACAACUGUGUAUGAGACGUUGGCAGCGCCGCUUCUAGAAAGAGCUUUUGAAGGCUAUAACACCUGUCUCUUUGCCUAUGGUCAGACUGGCUCUGGAAAGUCCUAUACGAUGAUGGGACUUAAUGAAGAACCUGGAAUAAUUCCAAGAUUCUGUGAAGAUCUUUUUGCUCAAGUAGCCAAAAAGCAAACCCCAGAGGUCAGCUACCAUCUUGAAAUGAGCUUCUUUGAAGUUUAUAACGAGAAAAUUCAUGACCUUCUGGUUUGUAAAGGUGAAAAUGGUCAGAGAAAACAACCACUGAGAGUGAGGGAGCAUCCUGUUUUUGGACCAUAUGUUGAAGCUCUGUCAAUGAAUGUUGUCAAUUCUUACUCUGAUAUUCAGAGUUGGCUGGAAUUGGGAAAUAAACAAAGAGCAACUGCGGCUACUGGCAUGAAUGACAAAAGCUCCCGAUCUCAUUCGGUUUUCACCCUGGUGAUGACCCGGACCAAGACAGAAUUUGUGGAAGGGGAAGAGCAUGACCACAGAAUCAUAAGCCGUAUAAACUUAAUAGAUUUGGCUGGCAGUGAGCGCUGCUCUUCAGCCCACACGAGUGGAGAGCGACUGAAGGAAGGUGUGAGCAUUAACAAGUCCUUGCUAACUUUGGGGAAGGUCAUAUCUGCACUCUCUGAGCAAGCAAACGGAAAGAGGGUUUUCAUUCCAUAUCGGGAUUCCGUUCUUACAUGGCUAUUAAAAGAAAGCCUGGGUGGGAAUUCCAAAACAGCAAUGAUUGCUACCAUCAGUCCUGCUGCCAGCAACAUAGAGGAAACCCUGAGCACACUCAGAUACGCCACCCAAGCCCGACUGAUAGUCAAUGUCGCCAAAGUCAAUGAAGACAUGAAUGCAAAGUUAAUUAGAGAACUGAAAGCAGAAAUUGAAAAGUUAAAAGCUGCUCAGAGAAACAACAGGAAUAUUGACCCUGAACGAUACAGACUCUAUCGACAAGAGAUAAUGUCUUUAAGGAUGAAGCUGCAUCAGCAGGAGAGAGACAUGGCAGAAAUGCAAAGAGUAUGGACAGAAAAGUUUGAACAAGCUGAAAAAAGAAAACUUCAAGAGACAAAGGAGUUACAGAAAGCAGGGGUUACGUUUCAAAUGGACAACCAUUUGCCAAACCUGGUUAAUCUCAAUGAAGACCCCCAGCUGUCGGAGAUGCUGCUCUACAUGGUAAAAGAAGGAGUAACUACAGUUGGAAAAUACAAGCCAAACUCAAGCCACGACAUCCAGUUAUCUGGAGUGCUCAUAGCAGAUGAUCACUGUACUAUCAGAAAUUUUGGAGGAACAGUGAGCAUUAUCCCAGCUGGAGAAGCAAAAACAUAUGUAAAUGGGAUGCACAUUUUGGAACCCACCAUAUUACAUCAUGGUGAUCGGGUGAUUCUUGGCGGAGAUCAUUAUUUUAGAUUUAAUCAUCCAGCUGAAGUCCAGAAAGGAAAAAGGCCAUCGAGUAGAAAUACUCUUAUAAGUGAAGGUCCAAAAGACUUCGAGUUUGCCAAAAAUGAGCUGCUUACGGCACAGAGAUCACGACUUGAAGCAGAAAUAAAAGACGCCCAGUUGAAGGCAAAGGAAGAAAUGAUGCAAGGAAUUCAAAUUGCCAAAGAAAUGGCUCAACAAGAGCUUUCUUCCCAGAAAGCUGCAUAUGAAAACAGAAUCCGAGCCCUGGAAGCAGAGCUGAGGGAAGAGUCUGAAAGAAAGAAAAUGGAGGAAAUGAAUAACCAAAAAGCUAGUCACAAAAUUGAAGAGCUGGAGAAAGCAAAGCAGCAUCUUGAACAGGAAGUGUACGUGAACAGAAGGCGGCUGGAGAUGGAGACCUUGGCUACAAAGCAGGCUUUAGAAGAUCAUAGAAUCCGCCAUGCAAGGAUCCUAGAAGCUUUAGAAAUUGAAAAGCAAAAAAUCGCUAAAGAAGUACAGAAUCUUCAGGAGAAUCGGGGAAACAGGGACAAAACCUUUACAAUUCAGCCAAAUUGGAGCUCCAUGAAACUCUCCAUGAUGAUUCAGGAAGCCAAUGCCAUCAGUGACAAAUUUAAAAAAUAUUAUGUUUUUGCCAGACAUGAUACAUCAUCAGACAAAAGUCGUUCUGAUACUUCUGUUCGAGUUCGUAACCUGCAGCUUGGGAUCUCAACUUUCUGGAGUCUGGAAAAGUUUGAAUCUAAACUCGCAGCAAUGAAAGAGAUUUAUGAGAGUAACAGUGGUAACAGGAGCGAGGAUGUCUUUUCUGAUCCAGAAGAUGAGUGGGAACCUGACAUUACAAGCACACCAGUUUUUUCCCUUUCUAGAAGGAGGAGCAGAAGUUUGAUGAAGAAUAGGAGAAUUUCUGGUUGUUUGCAUGACAUACAGGUCCAUCCAACUCAGAGUCUGCGCUCUUCACAUUCAUCAGGAUUGAUGGAAAAACCAAGCACCAUUUACUCAAAUUCAUCAGAAUCAUUUCUUCCUGGAAUUUGCAAAGAGUUGAUUGGCUCAUCAAUUGAUUUUCUCGGACAGAGUUUUGAUGAAGAAAAAUCUAUAGCAGAUAGCCUGAUAACUAAUCUUCUUAAAAUUUAUAAUGGGCUGUUUGCCAUCUCCAGAGCCCAUGAAGAACAGGACGAAGAAAGUCAAGAUAACUUGUUCGCCUCUGACCGGGCAGCACAGGCCCUUACCAUCCAGAUCACUUGUGCCUUUGAGCAGCUUGUGGUCUUGUUCAAACACUGGUUGGAUGAUUUUCCACCUUGUACCAACUCAGCGAGGCUUGAAGAUGAAUUGAGACAACAUAUUAAAAAACUGGGAGGCUAUUUACAACUGUUUUUGCAGGGGUGCUAUUCGGAUAUUUCAUCGAUGGUGAAGGAGGCUCAGAACAAAGUGAUGGAGAUUAUGCAGCAGGCUGCUCAGUGCGUGGGUCAGCUAGCCAUUCUGAAAGGGAGCAAGCUCUGCCUUCUGGAAAGCAGCAGCAAGGUUUCCAGUGCCCAGGAAUUCAUGGCUGCUCUGCAGGAUGGCGCAGCCUCGGGGAUGAAGAGUCUCUUAGACUCUGGGCUGGAGCAAGUGCGGAAGCUCAGACAACGUCUCGAAAAUGAGAGUGCACAGGAGGAGGUCACCAAGCACAUGAAAGCUAACGCCGUGGAGCUGGUUAGGUCUCUUGAAAAUACCUUUGCUGAGUGGAGAACAAAAGGCUUCAGAACUCAAGUACAAGAAGGUUCUAGACAACAAGGUUCCACGAUGUCAACUCUGGCAUCGGAAUUCUUGAAGUUAAAAUGUUGUGUGGAGAAAACCGCUGAGACUAUCACAUCUGCACUGAGAGGGCGCCCCAGUGACCUGUGCUGUCUCAGAAGCUGUACUGAAACCAUCUGCAGCCUGGCUCGCAAGCUCCACAGCGACUUCAGUGCGCCCUCUGCCCCUGCUGGCAGCUGUGGAGAUAGUCUAGAGCCUCUAGCUCACUCUCUCCUCUUAGGUUUUGAAUGUGGAGAAAGACCUGGCUUGUUGAAACCCUGGGAAUCUUGUAAUCGGAAUAGCAAGGAAGAGCAGUGUAAGUCAAGCUGGCCUGACUGCAGCAGAGGCGUACCAACACGUUAUGAACCACAUGCAGACACAUUCCCAGCACUGUUGUUGGGGGAUGGCACCCCCAAAAGGAUUCAGUGGGUAUGA